AUCUUGGUCUCUUUAAGUAUAUAUUAGAAUAUACUAAAGAUCUUUUAAAUGACCAGUGUAAAAGACAAGUGAUGCAAAACUUUGAGCAGCGAUUAAUGCUGAUUCCUAGGCAUCAGGGACUCAAAAUAUUAAAAAAUAUAUCCGAAAUAACGCGCAUGACAGCUGAUGAAUUUAGAAAUUUAAUAAAAGUAAUAAUCUUUGCACUUGAUAACCUAUAUAAAGAUUAUAGGAAGCCAGGAAUUAGUAAUAAAUGGUUAUGUAGUGUAUAUCACCAGUUUCUUCUGAUGUAUAUUGCAUCACGAAAAGAAUCGUUUACUGACAAUUCUUUAACUAAAUUGCAG
Dentiscutata erythropus is the source of this 341-nucleotide messenger RNA. The record is from the annotation of a GenBank genome assembly. Lineage: Eukaryota; Fungi; Glomeromycota; Glomeromycetes; Diversisporales; Gigasporaceae.